UGGGAAGCAGAAGUAUCUACUUAUCCUCCGGGCCUUCACUUGGAUCUCGCCUCAGUCUGAAAGCAUGCCACCCCUACCAAGCGGGGGGCUCUUGGGUCCAGCUUCUCAGUUCACCCAUACAACUGAAACGACAGAAUGCAGGGAAGGGGUCGCAGGCACUGGUGUAUUUGGUGAGGGCCUGAAAGUCCGGGGUCCUAAUGGGGCAGAGUACAUGCUAAGCGAGGACUGGCCGCGCCGCGGAGACGCGACCGGGGACACGUAUCGAUGCAUACGACGGAAUAAGGACGGAACAGAAUCAACUGUUGCGAUUAAAGUGGCCAAAUGCUCACUCCAUGAUGUCUUCAGCUCCGCGGUGUCCCAGGAGAGCACCAUUUCCGUGUCUGCGAUGAGCUCUCCGUCAUCGAAAUUGGCUGCUUGGAAUCAAGAGGUACGACUGCUCCGUCGUUUGGCACUCUCGGCGGGUACAAAUCAAAACUGCCACAGGGUUGACGGCUGUGUCGAGGACGGCGCUGCCAAGCCACUGGACGUGAGCGAUGCGGCAUCUUCGACGCGUAGGAACGCGUGCUGCCCACCGGCGCACACGGUGGAGCUGGUGACAGAGUUCGGAGGCUUGAAGUCCCUGCCCUCCAUGCGCUUUCUGGUCACCACGCCGGUCUGCUGGAAAACGCUCGACGCACGAAUCAAGGGUGCGGAGCGUGGUUACAUGGAGGCGUACAGCAGGGAAGAGGCCCUUCGCUGGAGCUGGCAGAUUGUCCGAGGACUCUGGACGCUGCAGGAGGCCGACAUUGGAUAUCGCGCCUUAUCCCUGGCCCACGUCCUUCUCACGCAGCCCAACGGGGACGUGCGUUUGGCGGGCUUCGAUGUCUUGCUCUCGGACGAGGGGGAGGAGGGCGAAGUCCCGGACUCCCGCCGAGGCCUGUGGGCGGUGGGCCGGGUGCUGCACAUGACCUUGACGGGCUCGACGGACCGAGAGGACGACGCGUACUACUACCGCGUGGGCCGACGGGACCUGGCGACGGCUGCGGUGGCGGGUGCAUGGACGGGGGGGGCAGCGGGAAAGGAGGGUCUCCCGGGCACAGGGACCGCGGGGGGGUUGGCGACGGCUGGGCCCCGAGCGGGGCGCGAGGGGGAGGACUCCUGCCCUGCCUUUGGGGCUGGCCCUUGA
Messenger RNA from Nannochloropsis gaditana CCMP526, 1165 nucleotides. RefSeq lists its product as uncharacterized. The transcript has 3 exons. Gene Ontology annotation, molecular function: ATP binding; protein kinase activity. The coding region runs from base 65 to 1165 and encodes 366 amino acids. Gene Ontology annotation, biological process: protein phosphorylation. The record is from RefSeq and is a predicted model, not a curated record.